ACGGCCAUUGUUGAUGAAAUUUACUACGACCGGAAGAGUUGUAAAUUUUUUUGCCCAAAAAUGGGUCUUUCAGAGGACGGCGAUGAUGCCGUAGAGAGCCAGUUUGAAGAACUAUGCCUCGAUCUUAACAUGGACAAGAAAGCAAGGGACGAAGCAUUAGAAAACUACCAAAAAAUAUUAGAAAAUUAUUCCUUAGAGGGAAAUCAAUUACAUUGGUUGGUUUGUGCACUAUAUGAGGCAUGUAGGAGGAGUGUGAUUCCCACAGUGGGAAGAGGAACCGUGGAAGGAAAUUGUGUGUCUCUUACAAGGCUAUUACGUUCCUCAAAAUUCAGUCUGAUACAGUUUUUUAAUAAAAUGAAAAAAUGGUCGGAUAUGGCAAAUUUAAGGAAAGAGUUCAGAGAUAAGAUAGACAGAUUGGAGAGAAAUUUUGCAGUUUCAACUGUCAUUUUUAAGAAAUUUGAACCUAUAUUUUUGGACAUCUUUAGAAAUCCAAUGGAUGAACCUGCAAAGCAGAAUAGAAGUCGAAAACAGAGGAGGUUACCAUGUUCCUCAUCAGAAGUUUUCAACUUUUGUUGGACUAUGUUUGUUCAUGUUAAAGGUCACUUCCCAGCCAUUAGUGAUGAUCUGGUGAAUUCUUACCAUUUGUUGCUGUGUUGUAUAGACUGGGUGUAUGCCAACAGUAUACUUGGUGGAAGGAAAGAUCUUUUAAACUCAGAUUUUCAAGCAUUGCCAGAAGAUUAUGAAUCCAAAGACUGGAAACCUCCUGUAGACCCCCCUUGUAUUAUAAAACUUCUUUGUGAAAAACAUGAAGGUUUGGAAAUAGAAGCAAAAGUUAUAAAAGAGCAUUGGUGGAAACCACACAUAAGAAAACUUUUUGAGAAGAAGGUUUUGAAAGGAAAAACAGACACCUUGUCUGCAGUAUUAGAAAUUGGUAAUUUCGAAUUUAAUAGUCUGGCCAUCAACAAAGAACAUCAAAAGCUAGCCAAGAGAUUAGUCAGUAAAGCUGUGAAUAGUGAGUAUGAAGAGUUUGUACUUAGUGUUGGAGAUUUCGAUGAAAGGAUUUUCCUAGGAGAUGAUGCUGAAGAAGAGAUAGGAACCCCAGCUAAAACAAAAACUGUUUCAGAAGAACUAGAUGAACGUAUAAAGCUUAAGCAGAAUUUAGAACAACAUUUUGAAGAGACUAAAUCAUUGGCACCACUAACUCCGCUGACGGGGAGAAGAUAUUUGAAAGACAAAGACCCAUCCAUAACACCAGUGUCAACAGCCACUCAAAGCGUGGGGAAAUUACAGUUGUUAUUGUCUGGCAGAAAGACUAGUCCUUCGGAUGCACUUAUAGAAAUGUUCAGUGAAUGUCCCAAAGAUCCUAUAGAUGGCAUUUUGUCACGUGUGAGAGAAAUGGGAGAAGUCUUUUGUAACCAAUAUGUUCAGCCAACAGAUGAAAAUCCAGGUGCCCACAUAGACUUUGCUAAGAGACGGUUACAGCUUGGAGAGAGUCUUUAUUAUAAAAUAUUAGAAAGUAUUGUAGCUCAAGAGAAGAACAGAUUAAGUAGUAAAGAGGCUAUAUUUAAUUUAUUGGAACAUGACGCCUUUCACAGAUGUUUAUUUGCUUGUUGUUUGGAAAUUGUUAUAUUUUCCUACAAUUCACAAAGGAAAUUUCCAUGGAUUGUAGAAAUCUUUGAUAUUUGUCCUUAUUAUUUUUACCGAGUUGUGGAGAUUAUUAUACGUGCUGAAGAUGGUCUUUCAAGAGAUGUAGUCAAACAUCUUAAUCAUGUAGAAGAAUGUAUUCUGGAAAGUCAUGCCUGGAAACGGGAGUCACCACUGUGGACAGCUAUCCAAGAUAACAAUGGGGUACCAGUUUGUGAAGAGGUUAUCUUGCCAAGUUUGAUAGACAGCAAUUUAAGUUCAGGAAGUAAAGUGAUGCAACAUCCUGCAGUUAAACGAUUGGUCGAUGAAGGUCAUGGGGGCAGAAAAGAAAUCCCUCAGUCACCACCAGGACCAUCAGCUGCUGACAGGUUUAGUUCCCCAUCACCAGGGAGUGCCAAAAGGAGGCUGUUUGGAGCAGGUGGUGGGACAAGUUCUGCAACAACACAGACUGGAAACCAAGACAAUCAAACAGUAAUAGCAUUCCAACAGGCACAGACCGAAGAUGGGAGACAGAUACUGAUACCUUUACAUACUACCGUUGUAAGGACCUCAAAUGUUGCAAAUAAACAGGACCAGAACGCAGCACCUACAAAUCAGACAGGGAACCAGUCUCAGAAACCCAAGAAAACUGGUUCUUUGGCACUUUUCUUUAGAAAGUUGUAUCAUAUGUCAUCUGUGAGAUUACGUGACUUAUGUGAGAGGCUACACAUUGAAGAAGAGGAUGACCUUAGGAGAAAGAUAUGGACUUGUUUUGAACAUACACUUGUGAAUCACACUGAUCUCAUUGUUGACCAUCACAUAGACCAAAUUCUUAUGUGUGCAAUAUAUGUGAUGUCAAAGGUUACAGGGAAUUCUCAGUCAUUCCAGAAUAUUAUGAAGUGUUACAGAAUGCAGCCGCAGGCACAAAGUCAUGUUUACAGAAGUGUGUUGUUGACAGGUCGACGUAGACACACAUCAGGUGGAAGUGAUGGUAGUAAAAAUGGUGCCAGUCGCUCGUCAUCGCCCACAAAUAAUACAGGUACUACAGAAAAAUCAGAAAACCGAGAUUUAAUGAGGUCCACGAGCACAUUACCUGUUCCUCACCCUGGAAGUCAUCCUCCUACGCCAACCCACCUGACUUUGGGAGGGUCAGGCUCUGAGGCUGAGGAAGAAAGAGGGGAUCUCAUUAUGUUUUACAAUCAGAUUUAUGUAUCAAGAUUGAAUAGUUUUGCAAAGAGAUUUUCAGCUACAGUUCCUUCAAGGGAUUGUCCAGCUUUGUCUCCUUUACCGAUGAUGAAACCUCAGACAUUGUCACCAAGACGAGUAUCCUCCAAAUAUCCAGUAUACAUAUCUCCACACAAACAGAUCAAUCUGAAAGCAACUCCUGCUACAGGCAGAAUGCACUAUUGUUUUAACAGAAGCCCGGCAAAGGAUCUGCGUGCAAUAAACAACAUGAUAAAGAUGGGUGAUAAGAGACCAUCGUUUCUGGGCAAGAGAAGUUUAGGAACACUUGAUGUAAAUGGUGAUGAGGAAGGCAGUGAAAGUCCAACUAAGCUGAGACGACAAGGUUCCUCGCCAAUGUUCUUGAAGAAACUGCAGUCUCUUGGUGUGGAGAGGCGAGAAGCCAAUGGGAGCAUGUAGCUUCAGUGAAUAAAUAGUUAACAUAAUGAUGGAUAUUUAAAAACAUUGUUGUUGUCUUUCAGAAAAAAAUAUCACUUAAUUAUUUUUAAAAUCUAUUCAUAAAUCAUUGUCUAGUUUACAUUAACUUAAAUUUGCCAUGUUAGAACUAUGAAAUGAAUUCAUUUGAUCUGUUUUAGUGGGGGACUUUUUGUCUAUCUUAUGGAUAGAAUUUCAAUUUUUCUUGGAUCACCUACUAUGAAUUAAAUUAUUAACUGAAAUAGGCACUGAAAAUUUAAUGAGACUAAUAAUCAAUGAAGGUAUUACUUUCAUUAAAUGUCAGAAUUAAUUGUCAGUUUCAAAUGUAUAAAAUCUUGAUAUUGAUAUAGGUCAGAUUUAAAUGAACUUCCUUGUGGCUUUGACCUGUAGUUCUGACUUAAGCUGCUGACGAUAAUGUGAUAUACAGAAGAUAUAGUGCUCAUAUUUAUUGUCUAUAUACUUACAGAUAUUCCAAUUUAUUGAAGUUGUAUAAAUAGUAACCAUAGAAACCAAUGUAGCACUAAUUUAUUUACUCAAGUUCAAGGUUUUUGAGCUGACAGAAAGAAAUUUUCUGGUGCACAAAACUUAAAAAAAACUGUGAUAGAUAUGGCUUCCAUAAAUUUUUGAUAAAGUUAAUGAGUGAUUGUUAGUAAACGAUACAGUAUUAAUUAUAAAUACUGUUGUAAGAGUAGAAGUGAAGCAUUUCUUUCUAAAAUUCUGUUUGACAUCCAAAAUUGCUUUUCUUGUAGUUUCAAUUAUUUUAAUAGAUACAUUGAGAAUAGAAAUGUGAUAGAAUUCCUAAAGUGGUAAAAAGUUUAUAAUUUGGACAACUAUUAACCAUAUAAAAACUAUUGAUUCUGAGUUUGACCUUAAUUGAAUCUAAAUUUUAUUCCCAUUUUCACCUUACAAAGGAACAGAUGUACUGCUAUUGCAAAAGUGUUGGUUGAAUUGAGACGAUAGUAAAAUCAUUUAUUGUAAUUGUUAAUAUCUAUUUAUUAACUGACAGUAGAAGGGUGAAAAUUGCACAAUCAUUAUUUCACCGAGGAAAUAAAAUAUUGUUAUUUUCUAAACAAGAUAUAAAAACCACACUGUAACUUUAUUUUCUAAGAGAAUGUUUUGCAUUAAAUGUUCUUUGAUGUAAUAAUUUCUAUAGGAAGACAAUUUUCUUUUCUAUAUAGAUAUAAAACAUUUCAUAUUUUGUCUUCAAUUUAUCAAGAGUUUCUGAAAAUCCACUGACUUUCUCACAAAAUGGAUACCUUAUCAGGAGAGAGUAGAUUUCUAAUGUGAGUAAUUAUGCUUUUUAGAUUUCAUAUUAUGAUUUGUAAUCUUAAGCAGUGUUUUCUUUUAUAUAAACAUUCUGAAUUUUAAAAAAAGACUUUUAUAUCUGCUUGCUUGUUGAAUGUAAUAUUUUAGUAUUUUAUUUUUUUGAUAGUGCAAUCUUUUUGUAAAUACCAAUCAAUGUGUAAAUAUCUAUUGAUGACAGAUAGUCAUAUUUUUACAGCCUCUUUGUAACCUUACUUUUACUUGAGCUUUUCACCUUUAGAUUUAAUAAUGUUUUACAUCUUUCUAAUAUCUUAUUUUCUUUUUAAGCAGAUGUAUAUUUUAAGACUUUAUAUUGUUGCUACACAAAUAGUGACAUUCAUCUAUUGGUAACACUCAUGAAUUUAGUAAAAUGAUUUUUCUCUGCAUAUUGAAAUUUGUAUAAUGUUUGAAAAAGCAGAUAAGAUUUAUUUUGAGGCAAUAUCAAUCAUGUUAAAAAAACUAACUUUAUCAACAUCAUAUGCAUUUCAUAUAUUGUAAAUUCAGAUAUUAUUGCAUGAAAUUAUUAUUGCUACUGUUGAUAAAUAGGCAAAACAUGGAAGAUUAAUUAAUUUGACCUAAGGAAAUGUAUUAUUCAAACAAUGAAAUAUGAAUCUAAAAUGUAAGUUAUAAUAAAUGCAAUUCCAAUACAAAUGCAUUUUCUACCAUGUUAAAACAUGCAACAGUUUCUGAAUUCACAAUACCUAGAUGUUGUUACUUUAGAACUAGAAAUUUCUUGUUGACAAAAUUGCAUUGCAAUUUAAUAAAUAUGGUCAGCUUGGAGGGAUGUGAAUGAAAGAAAUGUAUGAAAAAUAAGUAUAACCAAAUUAUGUUGCCUCAUUUAGGAAACGUUUCUGGAUUUUUCAUAUGAAAUGUAAGGGAAGAAAUGAAUUUAUUGUACAGCAACAUAAUAUUUCCCACAGAGCGCAACUAAAAGUUAGCAUGCAAUAUUUAUAUGGCACUAGUGCAAAUAUAGCUUCAAAUUGUCAGUGAUAAAAAUAUGCUUUCAACAGUUUUUUAAGCUUUGCUAUACAAUAAAUGGUUUAAUGAAUUGAAUAUAUUUUGAAAGUUCAGAAAAAAGAAAAAAGUAAAAAAAAAAAAUGAAGAAAUAAUGGCAGCUAAAAGGGUUAUUACAGUUGUAUAUGAAAUAUAACCAAAUGAAUGAAUUAAACUCCGUCUGGUUAACCAAUCAAUGUCUGUGUGAAUCCUUUCGGUAGAGUCCAUGAAGUGGAUAACUUGAAUGAAUGAAGGAAGAAACCAUCCAAACUGACCUGAGUCUUAUUUAGGGUACAUUGUUAAAUCUUUGUAACAAUCUAGUCAUAAUUCAUGGUAAACAAUGUUAUUUGUUGUUAGUUUUUGUAGGAUAGAUAAAUCAUAUCAAAACUUAUUGUUAUGUGAAAAAUAUGGCAACUGAAAUAAUGAAAUAAUAAGGUAACACCAUUGUGAAUUUUAUAUAAUUUCUAAUUUUGUAGAUUUUGAAAUUGGUUGAUGAUUUAUUUACCAUUGUGGUUUAAGUUUGGGAGGUUGUCUAUUAAAUUCAUAAACUGUAUACAUGGAAAGUGAAAAUAUGACAUUUUAUAAACAAAAAGCAAAUGCUGGAAAUAUUUUAUAAAUUAAAAGCAAAAGCUGAAAGAGUAUCUAUUUUCAUGUUAAUAUAAUAUAAUGAUUUGUACUCUACUGUUAAUCUGCAGUUUUUGAGUUUUUGAGAGGACUAUUUAUUUUGCUAUCAAUGGUGUGAGAAAAAAACCCACAGAAAAUAAGCACCCUGUGAAAUUAAACAAAAUUUAAUCAGUGAAUAUGGUAUAUAAGUAAGGAACUGUAAUAUACAAUGUUUAUAGUAGACUACAUUAUAAAUGUAGAUUUCAAUAUAUUUUGUGAUGUCUGUGUUGGGGAAUUUUUGUCCCCUGUCUGUUUGUGUCAAAUUUUUAGAUGCCAAAUUUAUUAUUGUACAGUGGUUAUGCAUGCCAGUCAUAUUAUGUACAUUAUUUUAAUUUGUACAGAUAUAAAUGUUGAAAUACAUGUCUACACAUCAAAUCUAAUAAAAAACAUGAAAACUUA
Messenger RNA from Mytilus californianus (California mussel), 6636 nucleotides. RefSeq names its product retinoblastoma-like protein 1. The transcript is spliced from 25 exons. The record is from RefSeq and is a predicted model, not a curated record. Gene Ontology annotation, molecular function: RNA polymerase II transcription regulatory region sequence-specific DNA binding. Bases 61 to 3264 code for a protein of 1067 amino acids. Gene Ontology annotation, cellular component: nucleus; transcription regulator complex; chromatin. Lineage: Eukaryota; Metazoa; Mollusca; Bivalvia; Mytilida; Mytilidae. Gene Ontology annotation, biological process: cell differentiation; regulation of transcription by RNA polymerase II; negative regulation of G1/S transition of mitotic cell cycle.